Molecule: messenger RNA, 2802 nt
Organism: Naegleria gruberi
Lineage: Eukaryota; Heterolobosea; Eutetramitea; Acrasida; Naegleriidae
Exons: 6
Coding region: 1-2802 (933 amino acids)
Source: RefSeq, a predicted model, not a curated record
AUGAGUGGUUUUUUCAUGAUGAUUUUAAUGGUGGCCAUUGCUGUUGUUGUUUUCAUGAGAGUCGAUGUGGUGCAGAGUAAAAGAUAUGACCUGUCCCAACAAUAUGAUCAGCAACAACUCACUGAUGAUUCCGAAUUGUUUGUUAAAGUGUCGUCUGUGGAUUAUGAAAGAUGGAUGAUGCAUCAACCUAAUAUCGAAAAGGUUUAUAGACUUUCAAAGAGAAUAAGGAGAGCCAAGGCAGAAAUUGAUUACAAAACAGAAUACCUCUAUGUUUUGGGUGAAGAUCACAAUGGUGGUGCUUCUUUUUAUAUGGAUGCGAGUGAGGAAAUUAUUCCAAAACAUGCCAAUAUUUCAGUAGUAUUUGAUUAUUUGGACGAAGCAUUGGAAUAUGUCCAUGAAAAUAAGGAUGAUCCCUAUUUACACAGAUUUGUGGUUAUUAUGCAACAGGGUAUUCACAAAGUGAAGGGUAAUGAAGCAAGAAUUUCUAGACCUUUCACUUCUAUUGUUUCGGAGGACCCAAGAUUUCCAGAUAGAACCAUUAUCAGAGCCAAUGAUAUCAAUGGUCAGGUGCUUUUCAUCGAUUCAACUCAUAACAUUACAAUUAAAGGUGUCACUCUGACUGGUGGGCACUUGGUAAAUUUGAAGUUUUCUCACAAGAAUGUUCCAAAACCUUGUGGUAGUGGUUUAUUAAUUUCUGCUUCAAGCAAUAUUUUGGUAGAAUCUGUAUUGUUACAAGCAAAUAAGGCUGCUAUUGGUGGAAGUGUUUGCAUUUACAACUCAACUGUUGUCAACUUCCACAAAUGUUUCAUUAAGAAUAGUGUUUCAUUCAUUAGAAAUAUGCUUCUUACAGAUAGCUUGAAUGGUUUACAAUUUUCUGAAGCUUCCAAUUUCAAUGUUAAUAACAGUAUUUUUGCUCAAAAUUUACCAGCUUCUAAUGAUCCAGAAGGUAUUUAUGGUUGUGGUGGUGGUUUGGGAAUAUUCAACUCAAAUCAAACCAUAUUUUCUUCAUGUGUUUUUGCCAACAAUACUGCAAUUAACGGAGGAGCCAUAUUUACAGUUAAUUCUUCAUUCACUGUAACCAGUAGCAGAAUUAGUGGAAAUACAGCUUAUAAUCAAAGUAGUGGAAUUUAUAGUGAUUGGAAUAGUGAGGUUUCCAUUGACAAGGUUUUCUUCUUGGAAAAUAGAUGUGUUAGAUUGACCUGUAAGAUUAUCUACUCACCAAAGAAGGAAUAUUUGGACGAUAUUUCAAGCUUUAGAGAAGUUGUUUUCCCUGCUAUUUGUAUUACUGGAAUUAUUCUUUCCAUUGGUUUGGGCUUUAUUGGUUUAUUCGAAUUUAUUAGAAUGGUCAAGCAGAAAAAAAGAUGGAGCAAUGUAGUUUGGGGAGACAAGAUUUAUUUGUGGCUUUUAGGUGCUUUGGGUAUCUAUAGGCCUUAUGGAUCUGUUCCAAGACCUUACAAUUGGUUCCACAGAACCCUUAUAGUACUCAUUCUCGUUUUGAGUUGCAUUCUUCAAGGAAUGCAAUCAGCUGCAGUUAUGCCAGAAUUUUUUGAUCAAAUGGAUACUGUAAGAUUCACAAUCAGCGCUAUUCAACAAGUAGUUUUCAAUUUCAUUCCUCUUGUAUGUUAUAUUGCAUUGAUAUUGGCUGUUAAGGCAAGCUACAAGAGAUUGUUUGUCAACUACAAACCACCAAUUCCAACAGAAGUUGAAGUUCAAGAAGAAAAUGCUAGUCUCAUUAACUUUUAUCAAACUCAAAUUGAAAAGGAAAAUGAAAGUGUGAACACAGCAUCUCCAGUAUCUGAUCUUUCUGAACAAUCUUUUAGAAAAAAGAAGCGUAAGCAUGCCUUUGAUUGGAAGAAGGAUACUCAAAAGACUGGUCUUCAAAGAAGUAUCCAUAAUAGAAGAGCAUUGGCAGGUGUUAUUAUUUCUGUAUUGAUUUUGGCAUCCUCUUAUGUUAUUAUUAUUUUUGAUACCAUGUACUUUAUUGAUUCUAAUAUUGAUAUUGCAGCCACUACUAACCAACCUAUUGGAUUGGAUACUAUAUCAAGUGCUAUUUUCUACAUGAUGCAUUGGCUUUUAAACAUGUCAAUUAUGACCAUGGUUUUGCUCACUGUAUUCUUACUUUGUAACAGAAUUAAUUCUUAUCAGAAUACUUUCUUUGAAACAUUAUACCAUCAGUUAGAGAGAGCUGUUUUCAAUUUGCAAACUGGUGUCUACAGUUAUGUUCACCUCAGAAAGGAAUGCAAACGUUUGGUGAGAUAUUCUUGGAUUUUAACAAUUUCCUAUAUUAUUAUUUUCAGUGGAAUGUGUGUCAAUCAAGUUUUAAUGGUUUUGUGGGGAGGCUCAGAAUUCAAAUUCUUUAUCUAUUAUGUAGCAGUUCUUGUUGUAAUGCUUGUUCUCAUUACACACGUCAGUUAUACAAGUAAUCACUGGACCAGUUUCAGAUUUGAUGACUUUUUAGCAGCAGUUCCUCACUCAAUUACCUAUGAUUAUGGUAUUUUCUUUGUUCCUGGAGCUAAUAAGAAACUUUCACUUCCAAAAACUGAAAUUAAUGACAAUCUCAGACUCAAUGAUGGUGCAUUCCCAGCUGGAGAAAGCAAGGAUAAAGCUGAGCAAUUGUUGAGAGAUUUAACCUUCUUCCAUAUGUACAUUCGAGAUAGAACCUUUGCUUAUCGUUUCCCACUCGAAAUUCAAAUGCAAACCUAUGUCGUAUUGACUGCCAUUGGUUUAUUGGGUUCCUCCUACGCCUUACUCAAAUAUGUUUCAAACUCAUUCGAAACAUCAUACUAUUAUCAAUAUUUGUAG